This is a messenger RNA of Spodoptera litura, 5225 nucleotides long. The record is from RefSeq and is a predicted model, not a curated record. NCBI's taxonomy places the organism in Eukaryota, Metazoa, Arthropoda, Insecta, Lepidoptera, Noctuidae.
GACGCCAUGACAGGUCACGUGAUGUAAAUUUUCGUCGGACAUGCGCGAUAUCGCUGAAUUUUUCAAGUGAUUUUGAAAUGAUAUUCAGUGCAAAAGUGUUCAGUGCCUAAGCCUAUCUGUGAUUUAAACAGUGUUAUUUAAAGACAGUGUAAUAAUUAGACUGUGUGGACUCAGUGCCUGGUGCCAUGCUGGUCUGUAGAACUAUUAGGUGCGGUAAUAGGGCAGACUUCGUCAAGUGAAAACUGCUGGACCAGGAGCAACGAUGGCGCACUAUCCUCAACCAGCAAACUUGGAGGCGGCGCUGCCGCUCCUCAACAGACCGGACCUUCGUCUCCGCCAGCAGCUCGGAGACCAGCUCACCGCCCUGGUGCGCAAGGAACCGGAGAUCACACAUGAGCUAGCCGCACAAAUCCUGGACUCCAUGGUAGCGUGGCUCAAUGGUGGUAAUUUUAAGGUGGCUCAGAAUGCCCUAGAGGUGCUGACGGCGUUGGCGGAGCGCAUGGGACCGGAGUUCUCACACUACGUGCCCACCGUGCUGCCGCAUGUUAUUGACAGAUUAGCAGAUACGAAGGAGGCAGUGCGCCACACGGCCCGGACGUGCGUGUCGUCGCUGGGCACGUCCCGCGCGGCGCAGGCCCGCGGCCUGCUGGCUCGCCUGGCGCCCGCGCUCGCCCACAAAGCUCCGCACGCCAGGGAGGAGGCGCUGCGCUGUAUACAGGCCUUGCUUGAGAACCACGGUGCGACUGAGCUCCAGUUGCGCGCGGCGGUGCCCAACCUGGCGGCGCUGGUGGGGGACCCCAGCGCGGCCGUCAGGGACGCCGCCAUGCAACUACUCGUCGACGUCUACAGACAUGUUGGUGAGAGACUAAGACAAGACUUGAAGAAGAAAGAGUUGCUGCCCGCACAGAAGUUCGCGCUGCUGGAACAGAAGUUUGACGAGGCUAGAGAAGCUGGACUUCUACUGCCUACUGCGACAGCGGGGGCGGACGAACCAGACUUCAUAUCCCGGACGGUGAAACGUACAAUGACGAUACCAACCUCAGCGCGGUCCCGAGACGGUGACAGCUCCGGAGCUUCCACGCCAGCGUGCGAGGCGCCGAAGCGUACAGUUCCCGGGCUGUACAGCCUGCCCUCCGCUAGUCGGAAGCCCCCGCCUGCCAAGAUGACCAGCGCGGCUAGUGUGUCGACGGCGACGCACGCGUCUGCGACGGGCGAGUCGGGCGCGGGCGCGGUGUCGUCGGAGGCGUUCGAGGCGGCCUUCCUGUCGUCGGCGCCGGCCGCCGUGUACGGCCCGCGCGGCCUCGACGACCUCUGUCGCCACGCCGCCGCGCUGCUCGGCGACCGCGCCGCCGACUGGGAGAAGAGGGUCGACGCUCUAAAAAAGAUCCGCUCCCUCCUGACUGCCAACGCCCACCAGCAGUACCCGACGGAGUUCGCGGCACAUCUCAAGGACCUGUCCGUGCCAUUCCUCGUCGUCAUCAAGGAUCUCAGGAGUCAGGUAGUACGCGAGGCGUGUAUAACGAUAGCGCACAUGGCCAAGGUUCUGCGCAACAAGAUCGACCAGUUCAGUCUCUACAUACUGCAAGAGCUCAUCAAUCUCAUACAGAAUGCCGCCAAGGUGGUGUCGUCAGCGGGCACGGUGUGCGUGCGGUACGUGGUGACGUACGUGCACUCGCCGCGACUACUGCCCGUCAUCGUCACCAACCUCACCACCAACAAGUCCAAGGAGAUCCGCUCCACGCUCAGUGAGGUCCUAGUGCUAAUGUUGGAGAAGUGGCCGGCGACGACGAUAGAGAAGCAGCAGGCCGCAGUGCGGGACGCGAUCCGCCGGGCCUGCGUCGACGCCGACAGUGGCUGCAGGACGUACGGACGGAGAGCGUACGCGGCCUACAAGCGUCACUUCCCAGACGACGCGGAGCAGUUGUUCGCCCGCCUGGACUCCGCCGCGCAGAAACAGAUCGAGCGGGAGCGGAACAUCGGCAGUCUGGACAGUCUGCAUCAUGUCGGCACUGAAAGGAGAGUUAUAACAAGUCCUAGAAGUCCAUCGGCGAGUGUAUCAGCGGAGCGCACCCCGGGCGGGGUGACGGCGCGCUCGGUGUCGGCGCUGGACGCGGCGGCCGCGCAGCGAGCGCGCGCGCGGGCCCUCUACUCGCACAUGGGACGCAACAAGGUGCCGCCCACCGCCAGCCUGCCGCGGGCCAAACGUUCGCCAGUAGCGGCUAGUGGAGUGCCGCCCAGUCCGGAACGGUCUGUCGGCCGGUCCCGGUCCAGACCCGGCGUCUCACAGUCACAACCGACAUCGCGAUCCUCGUCCCCAUCAUCCCGCAGUAGUGGCCCUCUAUCCCUGGCGAGCGCUCGACGUCGUCCGUCUGGUAUACCGCGCUCAUUGGCUGGGUCUAGGGAGACCAGCCCUACCAGGAGCGGGCGGUCCAGCAGCGUGGCGGGCGCCAGUGUCCGGCGGCGCGAGUCCAUGGAGCGCACCGCGCCGAGCCGCGCGCCCGCCGCCACGCUGCGCCUGCUGCAGCAGACCAGGGACGCAGAGGCCCUGCUCCGGAGUCCGGAAGACAGUUCAGCCUGCGAGGGAGGUCGUGGUCGGGAUGAUGACUCCGAGGCUUCCAGCGUCUGUUCAGAACGUAGCCUCGACUCUUAUAGAAGGCAUGAUUCAGUAUCAUGGUCCGGCUCCGCGUCCCGCCUCGGGUGGGAGUGUGGGUCCCCUCCCCCUCCCCCUCCGCCGGACGACAUCAUCGCGCUCUGCGCCUGUACGCACUGGACUGAACGGAAGGAUGGACUCACACAUUUGGCCAACUACCUGAACAGCGGGCGCCUGCUGACGGACGAGCAGCUCCGGCGCCUGACGGACUUGUUGAACAAGAUGUUCGUGGACGCUCACACCAAGGUCUUCUCGCUGCUGCUGGACGCCGUCUGCGAGCUCCUGCUGGUCCACUGGCAGCAGCUCAAGGAUUGGCUCUAUCAACUCAUGUUCAGGCUCCUAAUGAAGCUAGGCACGGAUAUCCUGGGCUCCGUGCAGAGUAAGAUCAUGAAGACAUUGGAUGUUAUACACGAGUGCUUCCCUGCCGAGCUACAACUGCAUAAUAUAUUCAGGUUCCUAGCAGACGGCGCGACAGCCCCGACCCCCAAAACGAAGGCGGCCGCGCUCCGGUUCCUGGCUGACCUCGCUCACGAUUACUGCACUCCUAACAGUCUCGCACUAGCUUUGCAUGGCGGCGCGACGGGCGUGGCGGGGCGCGCGCUGGUGAAGGUGUCGUCGCUGGCGGGCGACCCGCGCGCUGCGGACGUCCGGGUCAGUGCGCGCCGGGCACUCGCCUCGCUCUACGACUGUAACCCGGUACCCUUCACGGCGCUUAUGAGCGAGUUACCAGCAGAGACGCAGGCGCUAGUCAACGGAGUAGUACAACAACAUGUACGGAGGACGUCUAGCACAGGCUCGGACAGCCCGCUGCGGUCUGCGGGCGCGGGCGCGGGCGCGGGCGCGGCGGCCGACGACGUGUACUCGCGCAUCCGGAAGACUACCUCCGAGAUACACUCCUACACCGCGCAGCACAGCAACGGUACGUACUGGAACUUUAAACCUAUUUUACUUAUAAACGAGACGUUAAACCGCGCGGCGUCAGCAGACAGUUCUGAGGAGGCGAACAGUACGAAGGAGUCCUCGCCAGUACCCGCACAUCACAGACUCGACUUCCAUACCCACGGGGAGUUCAACUCUAGUCAACUGGGACGCGACAAGAUCCGCCCGUACGAGACCGACGAGAACGGAUACAUUAUUACUAAAUCGGGUCUGCGCGAGCCGGAGGUCCUGGAGGCGCUGUGCAAGCUGGACGUCGGCGCCGCCCCCCCCGAGCACUGGGAGCGACUACUGCUGGCCACCCACGAACUGCUCAAGUACGGCGACUGCAGGAAGCCCGCCGAGUACUUCAAGAACAUAGUACGAGUGGCGCUAGCGGCGUUGUCUAUAGAUGAAAAUUCAGGAGACAAAGAAAAUACUGAAAAUGCGAGCAACGCGCAGCAGACUUCAGGUUGGGGCACAGCAAACGAGCGUGCAGCGGCGGAAGCUGUAAAGGUCUUGAUCUGGCUCUGUAGGAGACCAGAGACCAGGCCUCAGUGGCAGGACUACUUCGACCUAAUACUCCUCAAGUUGAUACAUGCGUACGAGAGCCUCAACAAAGAAGUCAUGAGGGCUGUGGAGGCUGGGAUGCCGCAUAUUGCGAAUGCUUUACCAGCUCAACAGGUGCUGGCGCUGCUGAAGCCGGUGAUCCGGACGCGCGGGUACCCGACGUCGCUGUGCGCGCUGAAGCUGGCGGCCGAGGUGGCCAAGGCGCGCCCCCACGAACUGGCCGACGACACCGUGCAGCAACUCAUGGAGGGCGUCGGACAGUUGGCGGACCACCAGAACAGCGCGGUGCGUAAAGCGGCAGUGUUCUGUAUGGUGGCCUUCACCUUCGCACUGGGCGAGGAACGGAUGCAGCCACAUCUCAAACAUCUCUCCGUCAGCAAGUACAGGCUGCUACAGGUGUACAUCAGCAAGCAGCGCGAGGAGUCCCCCCGCGGGGGGGCCCCCCCUCCCCCCACGUAGCGCCGGCGCCGCCGCGCACACGUGCGCACGCGCAGCACGCAGACAUCGCACGCACACACCGACCUGUAGCACUACGUAAGCGACGCGAUGUAAUCAUUAUAUGUAGGGGUUUUAUUUACAGUUAAAUAGUAGUUACUCUAUGCAAACUAAGAAAAUGAUGAAAUAAAUAUUCAAAUCAAUCUAUUACAUUGGCUAAAAAUAACGACUACUCACGUAAAUAUUCUAAGAAAGCUCUACUAGUUUCCAGUCACAGAGGGAUAACAAUCCUAUACAAAUUUCCAUUUGAUUUUAUUUUAUUAAAGAUAUAUCGAUCUGUUACUUGCAGAACCCGUUAUAAAAUUCAGAAUUAAUUUAGUUGAAACGACAUCUCAAUCAAAUUUUAUUAUUUUUUUACUUAAACUGUCAAACACCAAGCGGUCACCGGUGACCGCGACCUAUUGUUCUAUAAUUGUGUCUAUAAUGACGGUGCUCGACGAGUUAAUAUAUACUUUCCUUUAAUAAUCGUAAUGGAGGUAGUUGCGGAAAUAAUUAGAUAAUAUUGUAUGGUCAUCAAGAUUAAGAGUGUGUACCAAAUAUCAGAUCGAUCUGUCGUCAGGAAGGGGGGGAAAUUACAAUUACUAAAGACCCAAAC